AUGAGUGUGCAAAUUUCAAAAGUGGUGCAAUUUUCAAAAAGUAUUUACUGUACCUACAUCGUUUUUAAGUUAAUUAGUGAUUUAAGUGUUGAAAUGACGUCUGAGUACAAUAAAAAUUAUUUUGGAACUUUGCCAUGUGAAAUUUUAGAAAAGAUAUUUCUUUACAUAACAUCCAGUAAGCAAAGAAAAUCCGAGAAUGAUAGAGAAAUGUCAGAGAAUACAGAUUUAAAAUCAGCAAUGCUUGUUUGCAAUCGUUGGAAUGAAGUGAUUACAACAUCCUCAAAAUUGAUGCAACGAUUUGUUCUGCAGAUUGUUGACUCUUCACUUGACGAUUUGGAAUAUCCAAUUUAUAUAAGACGUUAUCAGUCCUGCGACAUCUAUAAGUUAUCAGACGAGAAUUUUGACUUGUGUCUUAGAGUGUUGGACAUUUAUCGACCCUAUCUUAAAGUCAUAACAUUCCAUGGGACAUUUCCUGAAAAUCGCAUCAAAAGAAUUUCAUUACUUAAUGCAUGCAAAAAUGUUGAAGAACUUAGAUUUUUUAACAUUACUGGAUCUUCGUUUACAAAAAAUCAUACUAUGACAAAUCUUUCUUCGUAUGAUCUACCUAACCUCAAAUCCUUAAGCAUCGUUGAUCGUCCACAACACAAACAUUCAACUUUGCAGAUUGUUGAUUCCUUCACUCUUGUUAACAUUGAAUCGUUAACAAUAUACAGCAAAGGAUUUUUCAAUCUUCCAAUUUAUAACGAGUGGCAAAUUAGGAAACUGGAAGUAGGAAAAGUCUUUGAAAUUCCAGGUUUUAUUCGCUUCUUGCACGAACAAAAGCCAUAUCUCAGAGAUCUAUCAAUUAGCUUCUGCUCAAGUAUUUUGGAAUAUGUUAUGAGAGAAAUGAAGGACCUAACAUCACUAAAGCUGAUUAUUGACUUCCUUCCUGAUCAUUUAAUCACAAACAAUCUAAUCGAAAGCAACACAAACCUUAAGAAUCUUACAAUCAAGUAUUCACAACUUUUUGUAAGAACUGAUUUCAUCCAAAUGAUGUUUAAACAUUAUUCAAAGAUUGAAUCUUUAACACUCGAUUUUUAUUAUGGCGGUUGGUCUUUUACAACAGACGAUUACAACAAUAUCAUUUUAAAAGAUUUAAAGCAUUUAAGCUUGAACAGCAACAGUAAUUUCGUAUUUCUACGUGGUAAUUUUCCAAAUUUGCAGUCGCUUCAUGUUGACUACUUUCGUGGAUCAAUGAUUUACACUUUCCCAUGUGUAAAAACUUUAGAACGUCUAAGCAUCAAGAUAUCGUCAUUUAAUAUUUCUGUUUUAGCUGAAUUUUAUCCAAAUCUUAAGUAUUUAUCGAUUGAAGCUGGAACCGAUUUAACACAAAAAGAGAUGUAUAGAAUCAUAACGAAACUCCCAAAACUGGAAGUUUUAAAGAUUAAACGUUACAUGUGGAAGAUUAACGAGACACCAACUGACUUUUUAGCAUCAUUAAAUCAAAACGUUUUAAAUGUAAUCUUUCAAGAAAAUUGA
This is a messenger RNA of Chironomus riparius, 1518 nucleotides long. The record is from the annotation of a GenBank genome assembly. Lineage: Eukaryota; Metazoa; Arthropoda; Insecta; Diptera; Chironomidae.